GGGGUGGGGGAGGGGAGAGUAUAUGAGGCGCCGGGUGGGGGAGGGACGCUCAGUCCAGCGGCGGCAGCAGCGCGUGGAGGGGACUCGGGGCGGCGGCAGCAGCAAUGGCGUCCAACGAUUACAGCCAGCCGGCCACCCAGAGCUAUGGGGCCUACCCAGCACCACCAGGACAGGGAUACUCUCAGCAAACAAGCCAGCCCUACAGCCAGCAAAGCUACAGCGGUUAUGGCCAGUCUGCAGACACCUCAGCAUAUGGACAAAACAGUUACAGUUCUUCCUAUGGCCAGAGCCAAAGCUCUGGCUACAGCACUCAGUCAACACCCCCAACUUAUGGAACAACAGGAUACGGCAGCAGCCAGACUUCUCAGACAUCAUAUGGGCAACCCUCAUCCUAUCCUAGCUACUCCCAGCCACCGGCAGCCAGCUCGACAACUGGAAGUUAUGGAAGCAGCUCCCAAAGCACAAGCUAUGGCCAGCCCCCAAGUGGAGGCUACAGCCAGCAAUCCAGCUACAGCAGCCAACCACAGAGCUCCUAUGGGCAGCAGCCUUCUUACAACCCUCCACAAAGCUACGGGCAGCAGAGCCAGUACAGCAGCAGUAGCAGCAGCGGAGGAGGUGGUGGCGGGGGCAGCAGUGGAUCCAGCAGCUACGGCCAGGACCAGUCAUCCAUGAGUGGUGGUGGUGGCGGUGGUGGCGGCGGCGGCAGUGGUGGCUACGGUAGCCAGGAUCAGAGCAGCUAUGGAGGUGGCCAGCAAGACCGUGGUGGCAGGGGCAGAGGAGGAUAUGGCCGAGGUGGCUUUGACCGUGGCGGAAGAGGCAGCCGUGGCGGUCGAGGAGGCAUGGGCGGUGGUGAGCGUGGUGGCUUCAAUAAGUUUGGUGGGCCCCGGGACCAAGGACCGCGCCAUGAUCCUGCUUCUGAACAGGAUAACUCUGACAACAACACCAUUUUCGUCCAGGGACUCGGUGAAAAUGUCACCAUUGAGUCGGUCGCUGACUACUUCAAGCAAAUAGGAAUCAUUAAGACAAACAAGAAAACUGGGCAGCCCAUGAUUAACCUGUACACAGACCGCGAGACCGGGAAGCUAAAGGGGGAAGCCACAGUGUCUUUUGAUGAUCCCCCAUCUGCCAAGGCAGCCAUCGAUUGGUUUGAUGGAAAGGAAUUUUCUGGCAACCCCAUCAAAGUCUCCUUUGCUACCCGGAGGGCGGACUUCAACCGUGGCGGUGGAAAUGGACGGGGUGGCAGAGGCCGUGGAGGGCCCAUGGGUCGUGGUGGAUUUGGUGGUGGAGGUGGAGGGGGCAGUGGCAAUAGUGGCUCCAGUGGAGGUAACAGAGGUGGCUUCCCCAGUGGAGGCGGUGGCCAGCAGCGCGCAGGGGACUGGAAGUGCCCUAACCCGACCUGUGAGAACAUGAAUUUCUCAUGGCGUAAUGAGUGCAACCAGUGCAAGGCACCAAAGCCCGAUGGGCCCGGAGGACCACACAUGGGAGGAGGAUUUGGGGAAGAGCGCCGCGGAGGCCGAGGUGGUUAUGACCGUGGUGGCUUCCGAGGAGGCCGAGGUGGUGAUCGGGGUGGCUUCCGAGGAGGUAGAGGCGGAGAUCGGGGCGGUGGAUUUGGGCCAGGAAAGAUGGAUAACAGAGGUGACCACAGACAAGACCGCCGUGAGAGACCCUAUUAAGACUGUACAAAUUCCCAGACCAUGUGACUUAUACUUUUUUUAUUUUGUAUGUCAGACUUUGUGCUGCAGAAUGUAAAGCUCGUUCCAUUUGUGUAAAACUUUGUAUUGCCCUCUCAAUUUUACCCUUUUUUUUCCCCCUUCUCCCUGUAUCUGGAAGAAUCCCCUACAUUAAAAAAAACAACCCAUUGUUUUA
Dermochelys coriacea (leatherback sea turtle) is the source of this 1866-nucleotide messenger RNA. It is a transcript of the gene FUS, whose product is annotated as FUS RNA binding protein. Gene Ontology annotation, biological process: regulation of DNA-templated transcription. Gene Ontology annotation, cellular component: nucleus. The record is from RefSeq and is a predicted model, not a curated record. Lineage: Eukaryota; Metazoa; Chordata; Testudines; Dermochelyidae. Gene Ontology annotation, molecular function: RNA binding; transcription coregulator activity. The transcript has 15 exons. Bases 105 to 1673 code for a protein of 522 amino acids.